Molecule: messenger RNA, 417 nt
Organism: Emiliania huxleyi CCMP1516
Lineage: Eukaryota; Haptophyta; Isochrysidales; Noelaerhabdaceae
Exons: 2
Coding region: 1-417 (138 amino acids)
Source: RefSeq, a predicted model, not a curated record
AUGAAGCGGCUCGAAGAGCUGUCGCACUCCUUCGCCGCCAAGCACGCAGCGCUCGGCGCGACGUCCGGGCUGCUCAUGUCGUUCGUGCACGUGAUGCAGCUCCACUCGGCCGACGCCCUCUGGCAGACGCUCAAGGACACCGAGUGGCUGAGGACGAAACAGGCGCUCCGUCCUUUCCCAGAGUCGAGCUCCGUCAACACGCGCCUCCUCCUCACGCGCCACGAGCGGCCGGCGGCGGCAGAGGCGCCGCCGCUGCCGCCGUACGCGACGCACCCCGGCGCCGCACCCGUCGCGGAGGAGGGCGGCGGCGGCGGCUUGACCUUUGCGCGGGAGAUGCACGUCCUCUUCUCCCCGCGGCUGCCGCACUCGUCGUGCCGCUUCGAGGUGCGGGCGGAGGGCGUGGUCGGGGUGGGCUGA